This is a messenger RNA of Ctenopharyngodon idella (grass carp), 3489 nucleotides long. It is a transcript of the gene tmem182a, whose product is annotated as transmembrane protein 182a. NCBI's taxonomy places the organism in Eukaryota, Metazoa, Chordata, Actinopteri, Cypriniformes, Xenocyprididae. Gene Ontology annotation, cellular component: membrane. The record is from RefSeq and is a predicted model, not a curated record. Bases 2062 to 2808 code for a protein of 248 amino acids. The transcript has 5 exons.
AAGAAGCCUCUUAUGUUCAUCAAGGCUGCAUUUAUUUGAAGAAAAAUACAGUAAAACAGUAAUAUUGUGAAAUAAACUGAAAGAACUUAAAAGAACUGUUUUCUAUUUUAAUUUAUUCCUGUGAUGGCAAAACUGUAUUUUCAGCAUCAUUACUGCAGUCUUCAGUGUCACAUGAUCCUUCAAAAAUCAUUCUAAUAUGCUGAUUUGAUGCUCAAUAAAUAUUUUAUUAUUAUUGUUAUUAAUGUUGAAAACAGUUGUGCUGCUUAAUAUGUUUGAGGAAGCCAUGAUAGAUUUUUUUUUCAGGAUUCUUGGAUGAAUAGAAAGUUCAAAAGAACAGCGUUUACUUGAAAUAGAAAGCUUUUGUAAAAUUAUAAAUGUCUUUACUGUCACUUUUGAUCAAUUUAAUGCAAACUUGCUAAAUAUUAACACUUUACAAUAAAGUUCCAUUUGCUAACAUUGGUUAAUGAUAUUAGUUAACAUGAACUAACAAUAAAAAAGUUUUCUAAAGCAUUUAUUAAUCUUAGUUAAGAAAGCAAUAAGGUAUGAGAGGCUGUGCUGUAUCGUGAAUAAGUCACGGCUGAAGGGCGUUGUUAGGCACGACGCAAAGCGGAGCUUUUAUAAAACGGCUACCACACAAUACAAAUAUUAAAGCCAAAAAUUUGUAUUAAUGCAACUUUCAUGAAGUAAACUUUCACUAAAAGCCUUCCUUCUGCCGGAAAAAAAUAGUCCCCGACUGUGAACAGCAACAGAAGUUACAUUAUUACACCAUUAGAUGGCGGCAAAGACUGUCUUUAUGAGUGUGUCAGUCAGUAGCGAAGACUUUUACAUUGAAAAGACUGAAUUGUUGUGAACAUGGAACAAGACGCAGCUGACAAAUGCUUUGACUAGCUACUGUCAGUCACGGGAAAACCCCUUAACUGUUAAAAGGACAAGAUAUUGCAGCAGCCAUUUAAACAGAUGUUUUAUUAAGAACAUUGGACUGACCUGAAGGAAAAUGCUAAAUCUGAAUGCAGGUAAUAAACUCACUCACUCGAUCUCUUUCUCAUAAUACUCUUCUACAUAAUACAGUAAGCUUCAAUGAACAAUAUCAAUUGAGAACAUACAGUUUACGUUGCUAAGAGUGGUUGCUAAGGGUGUUGUGUAGUGAUACACAGAACCGUUGGGUGAAGCGGCCAUAGCCAUGUUUUAUCGUGAAUAAAACACAGCUAUUGACCAAUCAGAAUCAAGGACAGUAACCGUUUUAUAAUGUUAAUUUUUAUUAAUGUUAAAAUACAUUAUUAAAAUCAAAAGAUAAUUAUUUAACGGACCUGAGCUAACAUGAACUAACAAUGAACAGUUGUAUUUUUAUUAACUGACAUUAACAAAGAUUAAUAAAUACUGUAAUAAAUGUAUUGCUCAUUGUUAGUUAAUGCAUUAACUAACAUUAACUAAUGGAACCUUAUUGUAAAGUGUUACCAUAUUUAUUGCUUUAAAAAAACUAAAUUUAUACGGUACAUGUAGAUGUAUAUCCAUAUGGUAUGUGAAAAUGGAUGUACAGGAUUGAAUUUCAUUUCAUAACUUUUCAGUUGGUGGUGGGAUUUGUGACGGACAUUAUGAAUGCUGGGCUCUAGUGUCUUCAUGUUCAUUCCUGUCUCAGCUGAUUGUCCUGUAGGGGGAUAUUUUAGUCCACUCGUCUCCCUCCUGAAAUCCCAUUCUUAAACCACUCCUCUGAGAGAGGCAGCAGGCACCUUCACUCAACUGACCAAAAUAGCCCAAUGGGCAGCUCUACGCUGGUGUGCUGUCAUGAAUCCCACUCCCCACCCAAUGCCAGGUCCUGCUCUGACUUAGGGAGAGGACACUGACACACACACACAUACAUAGACACUGGAGCAAGGAAGAGUACUAGAACAGCCACUUGUGUUAACAUACUAUAAACCUUGCUGAGCAUAACUGGACUAUUUAUCACACACAUUGUGAGGAGUUGCAUAAUUUCAGUGACUACUUCAUGUGGGAAGGAGGAGAGACUACUUCAUUUAACAAGCAGUAAACGGUUGAAAAAAGUAGCGCUCUAAGAUUGUCAUCAUGAAGUUACAUGUGGCACUAUUUUUUGCUGGGCUCUUCGGUGCCUUGGCAACUCUGUUCAUUCUCUUGUCUUUUGGCACGGACUAUUGGCUCUUGGCAUCGGAGACCUGCAAUUCACAUUCAGAUGGUCCGGUUACUUUGGAGCGAGGAGAUGUUGCUGUCAACCAGGGUCAGGGCCAUUUUAGUGAAGACCAGAACAUUACUUUUCUUCAUGAGGGCUUCUUUUGGCGCUGUACCUUUAAUGACAUCAUGAAUGAUGAGAAUCUGUGGAAGUUCUGGUUUGAAAAUCAGCCACAUGCAAGAGUAUGCAAACCUGCAUAUCUUCUCCCCUUUCCUAUCCCUGAUCAGAUCUACAACACUACCAGCUACCAGACUGCCAUAAUCUACAGAGGCUUCUGGAGCGUCUCCAUGUUGGUGGGCGUGGCCGCUGUGGUGGCUGGCGGUUUCAUUAUCAUUUGCGCAGCUCCAUUUGCCAGUCAUCGCCUUUAUAAAGCAGGAGGUGGACUCUACCUCAUUUCUGGUUUCUUCCUUCUCGUUGUCACUGUGAUGUAUGUUAUCUGGAUAGAUGUUUUGGAUGUAAUUAGCUUGUAUGAGGAAUAUCAGAAUUUGAAUAAGUGCUCAGGGUUUGAGCUCAAUAUGACUUAUGGCCUCUCUUUCAUGUUUGCUCCAGUGGGCGUGUUCUUCUGUCUUCUGUCUGGUCUUCUCUUCCUAGUGAUUGGCCACACAGUCCAACAGCAUUAUGACUGAACUUAAUGAAUAGUUUGGAAACAGAAGAAUGAAAUUGUAUGUUCAACAUGCAUUAAGUGUCUGUCACUAAAGAAAGCAUGUUUGGGCUCUAAACUCCGAGGGUGCGUUGACUUUAUGACAGGCUUGGGUACAGUUAUUAUAGAUUUGAUUUGAAUUUGCCUUUAAAUUUUGCAAAUGUUGCUUCAGUAUUUAGUCAUCAUGUGUGCUGUGAGCAGUACUGUAAACAUUGAUCAUGGAUGGUUUGGGAACACUUCAUGUAUGUGUGAGUGUUUGUGUGAGUAUAGUAUUGCACAAAGCAUUAAAUUAUGUUAAAUAUUUUUAUGUUGCCUGAAAAAAAUAGUGAAACAGACUGGUGUACUUUUUUCCUGCUUCUUGAGUGUAAAUUUAUACAUUUUCCACUUUGCUCCACUUUGCGUUUUGAUUAUUUAUUUACUGGUAAAUUCUUGAGUGUUUUUUUUUUUUUCAACCCCUAAGGUUUUAAAAUAUAUAUAGACAGAUUUUGAAGCUUUGUAGAAAUACCUACCUGACCUGAAAGCUUUACGUUUUACGUUUUACUUGCACAGUUUGUUCACACACCACAGCACAUAUAUAUUUGCUUUGUAAAUAAUAUUAUGUAUUGUUAUCACAUACAAUCGACAUGUAAUAUUUCAAAAGAUUCAUUAAACUUUUAAUUUAAAAGUU